AUGUCUGAGAUCCAGUACUUGGCCGGUUUGUGGACUCUGCUCCUCUUGCAGACUGGAUGUGGUGAGUUUAAUUCUUGAUUAAUUUUUUUUUUUUAGUUUGUGGAAAAAUAUAUUUUUCUAGGUGAAGGGUGAAUUCAAGUUUUUUGGUAAUUUUAGACUGCUGUUUGUGGAAGAUUAAACUCUAAGGACUUUUCCCUGAUCAUGCUUGUUUGCUCUUACCAUGACCAAACAAGAUUUUGAAAAGAAGAAUCCACAUCUACCAUUUUAAAUAUUUUUUAUUUAAUGCGUUUAUUGUGUUAGAAAUUUGGUCAAACAUGAAGUUGCUGCUUUUAGCACAGUUUAUGAUUUUGCUCUCGUCUACCAAAAUGAAAUCAAAAGUUCAAAAACAGCGACUUUUACCUUUUUCAAAUACUGUAAUGAGUCAAAAAUGCAUAUGAGCAGAAAAGUGUAUAUUCGAACACAUUGUAGUUCUCUUUUUCUGGUUUGCUUGUUUCAAGUCUGCACUGAGAUCGCGUUCUUGGAGAGGGAUGAGGGAGGGUCAGUGGUUCUCCCCUGUGCUGUGGACAAGAAACACCCUUCACCUUACGGCGUCUACCUGAAACGCAGGUGGCUGCAGCAGAGUGAGGUGUUGUUCAUGUACACUCAGAGUGAUCCCAGCAUGAGCGCGGAUCACAAGAACCGCACCAGUGUGAAUGGAGACCCAGACAGCCACACUGUGAAUGUGACCAUCUCUCAGCUGAGGGCCAGCGACACAGACCGUUACUACUGUGAGUUUGUUGUGGAUAAUCCGUCCUCCAAAGACCUGAGGCUGCAGGGAAACACUGAAUUCUUCCUCCUGGUUAACUCUGGUGAGUUAUGUUUUUUUUCUCUGUCUUCAUCCAAAUGUUUUUUAACCGUUCCUCACCUUAACUUUCCAAAACAACAACCCACGCUACCACAAAAAGAGGUUUAGAAACUCCCACAUAAAAGCAACAGUGGAGGCGGUUGACAUUUAGACAGUUUUUUUUUAAAAUUUCUGUGCACUGCUGAAGCUGGACUCAAGAGGUUUUACAUACAUGAUUUAUCAUCAUCAUUCUAAAUUAUGGAGGGUUUUUGUACAGGGUUGUCACUUUUAACCAAAUUAACAAUCACAGAUUUAAAAGGUUUUCAUGCUGGACCAGGAUGGUGGAUUUUUUCUGUUUUGCAAGCUUGCAACCCAAAGUUUCUUUAUUGUGUUUUCCAAACAUAAAAACAUCAACAUAUCUAUAUAUACAAAGAAAACUUGAAACCUUGACAGACAAUAUUUCGGAUGAUUUCCUAAAAUACGUGUUGGUAUCAUGUGAUGUCAAGCCUCAUGUUUUUGCAGUUUCUUUAACAACAUUAACAAGGACCAGAGCUCCAAUCAUCUAAUCUUUAAAUCUUUGCAUGAUAUCUUCUCUUGAUUUUAGACAUGACUGUUCUCUGCUGGUUUGUUUUUACAAUCGUGAGUUCAUGUGUGUUAACCGUUUGUUGGCUGUUCAUUUGUUUUGAUUUGAUACAGAUUUCAAAAUGCUAUUUUACAUCCUGAAAAUAGCAUUUAAGAUAGCAUCUCCAUAUUCUCAAUGGGAACUGAGAAUAGGUUAUUUUUUAAUCACAUAUUUACAUUUCCACCCGUGCACUGCUCUAUGAGGCAAAUUCAGCUUAACCAGUUCACAGCAGCUGAAAUAACUUCAGCAGAAAGAGGAAAUGAGAUUUGGAGAUUCACCUUUAAAAAUAACAGAGCUGAUGAGAGUUAGACCAUGUCCUGGACCAAACACAGGUGAUGUUCUAAGUGUGGCUACCUUUUCCCUCUGGAGACUCUCCCAGGUCCAUGGACAUAGGUUUGGUAAAUACCUGUGCAGGGGGAUCUGCUGUAAUACCCUGUCUCCCCCCUCGAGGGGAGACCCUGGCCAUCGAGGCGGUGAGUCUUAAGCGGCAGAAGAGUCAGGGAGCACCUGUGGAGCUGUUGUACCACUCAAAGCAUCAACCUGGAAACAACCCUUCAACCUCCUUCUCCUCCUCAUCCUGGCUCCCUGAAAAGAGGGUCCAGCUGUCGUCGACCCUCCACCCUGAAGGCAUCACCUACAACCUCACCCUGCUGCAGCUCCAACCUGAAGACAGCGCUCUUUACAGCUGCGUGCUGCUCCAGCGCGGCUCGCCUGAUAAAAGCACCCACUUUGGCAGAAAGGUGUUCUAUGUGUCAGUGCAAGGUGGGUCACUUCUCAGCGGUGCCCGAAGAAAAGGUCGCUCAGACAAACUCAUAUUUUCUUUUGAUACUAACAGCUGUUCUGUUUCUGCUUUGAUGCAGUCCUGGUUUGAGCAUGACCUUUUUUUUAAAUCUCUUAUUUCUUGUGUGAAGCUCUUCUGUAAUAAUCAUUGCGGUAACACUUUACAGUAACAAUAAUUUAUAAAUGGUAAAUAGAUAGUUUUUUUAUUAUUUAAUCAUCAUUUAAAAACAGCAUAUAGACCAAUUAUGAAUUACAAUUAGAUGGUUUAUUAAUGUAAGUUAAUAGUAACUUUAUCAUUAACAAGCAAUGAAAUUAUGAUUAAUAAUUGUCAUUAAUUAUUAAUGGACUAUUUAUUAAAGGUUUAAAUAUUGGUUGUAAAACAUCUAGAUUAAAAUGUGUGUCAGUAGCACUUUGUAAAUGGUUAAUAUUUGGUUUUUAAAACAUCUGUAAAAAUUACUUAGAUGGUUAUUGUAAAGUUAGGGUUGGGGUUAGGUAUUUAAAAUAGUAAAAUUUACAAUUUAUUAAUAGAUAGAUAGAUAGAUAGAUACUUUAUUAAUCCCAGAGGGAAAUUAAAAAAUGGUCUAUAUGCUAUUUAUAAAUGAUGAUUAAACAUUAAUAAACUAUCUGCUUAACAUUUAUAAGUGAUGGUUAUUGUAAAGUGUUACCACCAUUACUAAUACAUCCUGAAAAUAACAUUUAAGAUGGCGACGGUUCACAUGCUCUUCAUAUUCUCAAUGGGAACUGAGAUUGUUUUUGUUUUUUUGAAGUUGGAAAAUAUAGAUUGAAAAAAUAUAUAUCUUUAAGAUACAGGUGCCAAAACUCAUUUUACAGCCAUAAAAGGAUUAUUGGUCAUUUAUUACUAAUUUUCAUUGUCUCAUGUAAUACAAGGAGGAAAAAAAAAGUUAAAAUCAAACAAUAAAAUUCAAGAGUGAAUGUUUCCUGAUAACUGUCGCUUUUGGAGAUUUUUGGAGCACAAUUGUUCUUCAAAAAAACACCAAGAGAUAAAAUCAGUCAGAGGGAAAAAAAAAGAAAUAAUAGAAAUCAGGCCCUAAGUGACGGAUCAUUAAAUAUGUUUUUUUUGUUUUUUUCCAGGCUGUCAGUUUGAACCGGUCGAACUCGAGAGGCUGACUAAUGUCACAUUUUAUUUUCUCAACUCUAGCAGAGCUAAUCGGACCAAACUAAUAUCAGACUUUUGAGUUUCCAUUUGUGCAUUCAUGAAGACUCUUCUGACUGCAUAUCUGAUGAUCUCCAGGUUUUGAAGAUUAGUCAUCACACAUUGGCUAAUCCUUUCCUCUCAGUAAUAUCAUGUUGGAACUAGGAAGGAAGUGCAGCUCAGCGAUUUCUGCAAUUCCUGUCACCGUUUCACACUACAGAUGUGUUUAACCACAUACUAACACAUGUUGCUUUGGAGUUUUGCUUUUGUUUUUCAUGCUGCACUUCUUUUAAAUGACAAAUUCUGAGCACCGUGGGAGCUAAAUGCUGUCAGUGAUAUUAUUCUCUGUUUCUCUACAGAUCAGUGCGGCUGCUCGGGUUACUCCACCCUGCUGUACGCGCUCUCUGCGGCAGUGGCCAUCCUCCUCCUCCUCCUCUUCAUCAAAUGUGUGCUGUCUUGUAAAGUGAGUAUCUUCUCGCCUGAUAACAUGUUGCCUUGACUCCACUCAAGAAGGGGGGGAAACGAAACUAUCAUAUCGCCACAGGCAGCACCUGUCUUUUCUUAGAGCGAGCGUGCUGGUGUGUCUUCUACAGCUCACCACAAACUAGUUUCACAACUUUUUUUGCUCGUAGCUGUCAGCAUGUUUUUCUUGAAGCUCAUUAAGGCAAAAUGUGAAAACCUUUGUUCCACUUAAAAUGACUUACAGAAGUUUAUUCUACUGCUGAGAUAAACAGAGUUGUUUGUCUGAGUGAGAGGUACAGAUUCAAUGAGGAUCUGAUACUAAGACUUGUUGUUCAGGAUGUGACUCUGUAAUGAAAGGAAAAGCUUUGAUUUUAACACAGGAAAUCAGGUCGUCUCUGUUUCCUUUACUGAUUUAAUUCUGCUUUUUUUUUUAAAUUUCAUUCUGACUGUCAGGGCAAAACCAACCGCAGAGACAAGUCACACCCUCAGAUUCCCAUCUAUGAAGAGAUGACCGGGGUGAAAAGCGAAAGUCGGAAGCUGGCUCCUCACCAUCUGGAGGAAAUGGAUUCUUCUGAGUACAAAAACUGUGACUUGAAGAGAUCUUGUCCUGAGAACUAUUACGAGCACCCCACUGGAAGCCUUCACCCAAGGAAAGUAUCCCCAUGA
Xyrichtys novacula (pearly razorfish) is the source of this 4506-nucleotide messenger RNA. The record is from the annotation of a GenBank genome assembly. NCBI's taxonomy places the organism in Eukaryota, Metazoa, Chordata, Actinopteri, Labriformes, Labridae.